Messenger RNA from Dromiciops gliroides (monito del monte), 321 nucleotides. RefSeq names its product non-histone chromosomal protein HMG-14-like. The transcript has a single exon. Gene Ontology annotation, biological process: chromatin organization. The coding region runs from base 11 to 319 and encodes 102 amino acids. Gene Ontology annotation, molecular function: nucleosomal DNA binding. The record is from RefSeq and is a predicted model, not a curated record. Lineage: Eukaryota; Metazoa; Chordata; Mammalia; Microbiotheria; Microbiotheriidae. Gene Ontology annotation, cellular component: nucleus; chromatin.
UGCAGCCAAGAUGCCCAAGAGGAAGGUCAACUUUGCAGAAGGGGAAGUAAAGGAGGAGCCCAAGAGGAGAUCUGCCAGAUUGUCAGCUAAACCAGUCCUUACAAAGGUUGAACCCAAGCCCAAAAAGACAGCAGGGAAGGAUAAAUCUGAGGACAAAAAAGUUCACACAAAAGGGAAAAAAGGAGCAAAAGGAAAACAAACUGAAGCUACUAACCAAGAAGAAAAUAAAGAUGAAUUGCCUGCAGAAAAUGGAGAAACUAAAAAUGAAGAGGUUCCAGUCUCUGAUUCAGCAGGAGAAAAAGAAACCAAAUCUGAAUAACA